Messenger RNA from Saccharomycopsis crataegensis, 3768 nucleotides. Its product is annotated as Gta1 protein. Gene Ontology annotation, molecular function: protein binding. The transcript has a single exon. NCBI's taxonomy places the organism in Eukaryota, Fungi, Ascomycota, Saccharomycetes, Ascoideales, Saccharomycopsidaceae. The record is from RefSeq and is a predicted model, not a curated record. The coding region runs from base 1 to 3768 and encodes 1255 amino acids.
AUGAUUGCGCAAUUUAUUUGUGUGGCUCUUGCACUAUUAUGGCUCUGGUCCCGGCUUCGCGCCAUCUACGCCAUCCCAAUUAUCAAGCUUAUAAAGGGUCUUGCCGUCAAUGUUCCUCGAGUGCCUAUCGUUUCUAUCAACGAGCUCACUCCUUCCAGAGUCUCCUUCCGUUGGGAUCCAACCUUUGAAUCUGGAACUCAUCAUGAAAUUCAUCUUAAUGGAGCAUUAAUUGGGGUUGCCGACUACAAUCAAACCAGUUGUGUGUUACGAAGUUUGCGUCCGGAUUCCUUUUAUCAAAUCGACGUUGUGGCCAAGAACUCUGCUGGUUUCAGAUCAAAAAGUGCCACUGUUUAUGUGAAAACUCUUAGGUCCAGCGCCUAUGUUGCCAAUGGUCUUGAGAACCCAAAAAAUAUUGUGACUUUCUUGACUACCGACUCGCAUCUUGACGUGAAGCGUCACGGCGCUGCCAAUGCUUUCCGAUCAAGAUCAAAUACUCUCAUGGCUGUUGGUGGGAUUUCGCCCUUAGUCAUUGCAAAUGGCCAUGGUAAUGGCACUGUAACCCAUUCUCUGUCAAAGGAAGAUAUACGCGAAAGAUUUUUCAUUGAGAUUGAGGAGCUUAGAAGAACUUUAGAAGAAGGCCAAGAAGAUCUCCGAAUCAUUAUAGAACAACAAUCUACGGCUAUAAAGGAGUUCCAAGAGAAGAAAACUUUUUUCACAGAAGAGAGAGAUCGUCAAAGGGAAAUGAAGAGAAGUGGUGAUCGUACCAGGCAUUCAAUUCGUGCUCAGGGAAAAGUUUUAGAAGAAAACGCAAGAUAUGCAAAGAAAGAAUUAGAUACCAUACAAAAUGAAAUCAAAAUGCUAGAAACUGAUAUGAAAUCUAAAAAUAAGGAGAUGGAAUGGUGGAGUGAACAAAUGAAAUUUUUUGAAAAUAAACAACGAUCCAUUGAGGUUGAAGGCCCAUCUAGAAAGAAGAAGCUUGAAGGUGUGAUAUCUGUGCUUAUGACAGAAGUUAAACAAUCACAAUUAGAAAACUCUAAACUUGAAGAGUUGGUCAGAAGUAAAAACCAGCAGCGCCGUCAGAAGGAAAAAUCGUACGAUGAAAUCGCAGCAUUGUUUAAAAAGUUUCCAACUAAUUUAAAAGAUAAUAAAGCUAUUCAGUCAUCUCUCGAAACUCUCAAAGAACUUGAUCAGACGAUUUAUGAUCUUGUGGCGCCUGAAGUCACUAUUGAUAUUACUUCUGAGAAGCAAUGGUACAUAGAUCAGCAGCGCGAAGUUACACAUUGCACCAGUGUUUAUGGUACUUUCCAUGAAGCCAAGGAGCGGUUAGCCAAAUUAACUCAAAGAACGGUGGACAGAAAACUUGAUACAAUCAACCGCGAAGCUAGUGAAUUAGAACAACAACAAAAGAUUCAACAGCAGCAAAUACAGCAGCAAUUACAACAACAACUCCAACUACCCCAAAACCAAUUGUCAGCUUUCACCAGUAACAGUAAUGGUUCAACACCAAAUAAUAAUAACAACGUGAUCUUAGGUACCAGCUCGUUACCGCAAUUAUCUCUGUCACAAGUACCUCAAAGCCAGAGCUCAACCAACAUGAUUCAGAAUUCGCAAGCCAAUUAUAACUCAGAUUUGAGGAUCUUUACUGGAGCUGAUACCUCAAAUGAUGGUGUCUGGAAUUCAAUACUUGAUGGGAACAAGCUCAUGACCAACCAAAGCACACCAAUGUUCAGUAAUAAUAAAAUGGGUAUUGAUUCUCGUGAUCCAUUGGAAUCACCAUCGGUAGAAACGUAUCUCCCUGCAAAUCUUUUCGAUAAUGGUCUAAGUGAGAAUCUUAUUGAAGAUUUCCGUCAGUACCGCCAUAACAUUGAAACUGGCCCAGUUUCCACGACCACCAAUACACAGUUUUUGAACACUAUUAGUACCCCGGUAUUGACAAAUUCGCAUGUCGCAUCAGUUGAUCCUGUGAUGAGAACUUCAAGUUCUGGUAUAGCUCUUGAUAGUAUGAGCCCUCUGGAUAAUUCAUCAACUGAUAUCAAUACCCUGGCGUUAAAUCCACAAUUUAAAAAUCAUGAGAGAUCAUUUAGUGGAUUCAGUCAAACUAGCAGCAUAUCAGCCUCUUCUGGUGGUGAUCAACACCAUCAAAAUCACAGGCUUCAUUUGCAAAAGCGUAACCGUUUAUCAGGAGGCGGCGACUCUCCAAUCACGCAAGUGGUAACUUUGGACCAACCUAAAGAUGAUGCAAAUGGCCAUUCCAGUUCAAUUACUUCAGCAUUUUCGCCAAAACGGCUUUUUAGCUUCAACAGACGAUUGUCCAGUGGUGUCACAGGACACGUCAACGGGGUUCCUAAUUCAAGUAUUGCAAAUUUUGUGGGCACCUCAGAACUUCAGCUUGAAAAUGGUGUGGAGAUGGUGACUAAUGCAAACUUCUUCCCAGAGAUUGAUAUUCUGCCACCGCCAUCGGCCAAUGGUAAUUCCAGCAGGUUCUUUGGUCACAAGAGAAAUGCAUCUACAACCGAUGAUGAUGGGAAAUCUGAGAAUAAUAAUGUGGAUGGACUUGAUAAAGCAGAGUCUGGUGGUAUCCGGAUGAGCCGCUUCUUUGGCCGCAAAAAUGAACUGGCGAAAUUAACUCCAGUUCUUUCCCUUAACACCACCACAGAAGCAAUGGGUUAUCCAAUGACAAAUUCUGAAUCUAACACUACCAGUGCUCCUAUGGGAUAUGACGAAUCGUUAUCACAAUUUUUUGCCCCAUCAUCAUCGCUUAGGGUGGGACGUGACAGAAGCGGUAGUAUCAACAGUGGUAUUCUGAUUCCACAGUCGUUCCAUACUGCCAAUAUCAACCCUUGGGCUGCCCCAACCCAUCCUGAUCAAAGUUCGACAUCUUUGUCUAUGUUCUAUCCAACGUCUUCUAAUCAGCUAUUACCAAUCACCAGUCAUGAUUCUGCUAAUGCUAAUAUUUCAACGGUGUCACAACCGCAAGUUGCUAACUCUGCUGGUACUAGUUGGUCACUAUUCCACAUAAACCGUGGUCUGAACCCUAAUAAUAAUGGCAGCAUUGUCGACACCGUGAAAGAUGAACCAGAAUCUCCACUGUUAGGGACACCAAAAAGCCCGAGCUCUGCCAGCAGAAUACCAUUCUUCCGUCGUGAAAAGGAUAAACAACAUUCGGUUACCGUGGCGAGUCCAUUAGGUAUGGGUUCGGAAAUUGUCCUGCCAAUUUCUCCUAGCGUGCCACAACCCAUUUCGAUUCCGGAUAUUCAAUUGAAUUCGCCCCCAAGUGCCUCGGUAGUGUCGCUGCCAACGCAAAAGAAGCGAAAGAGCAUCUUUUCUUUCUCCAAAUCUAACAAAAAUGAUGUGGCUGCUAGUCUUGCGGAAAUGCUACCGUCAGGCGGGUCGACUUCUUCUUUAGAGAAUGCAAUCAUUGAUUAUAGUCCAGAUAUUGACUCUACCAUGACAGAUCAAGACCUCAAUGAUGAACAAUCUAGCCAAGGUGGUGCCAGCGCGCAUUCCCAUAACUUAUCAUCAUCGGCGACCACUGUGGGAGGGGGAGUAGAAAAAAGUUCUUCCAAAGCGUCCAAGUUAUUUCCUAAAAGCAUGCGAAGUCUUGGAAUUGCUAGACGUAGUAGUAGCACCAGUCAAGCAGUAUCUAUUGGUACCGGGGUUUCGAGUGUUGGGGCUACUAGUUUUGGAGGUGAUGGCGGGGAAACUGGGUCAGUUGGUACUGGUAAAAGUGGACAUACUGAUCUGAAGUUUAUUAGUAUUGUGGAGUGA